AUGGCAGACUCCGGCCCUCGCACACCUCUCCGCGACGACAAUAACGACGAUGAAGCACUAGGGCGCAUUGCCUCCCCAUGCCCCUUGUUGGAGGUUCCUGUCUUUUUGUGUCGCCAUGACAACCACCGCGACGACGACCGCCUGCAUGAUGCAUCAACCCAACCUCUUUCGUCCCCAAUUUCAAACGAGCCGCGUGAGGACGAUCGAGAGAACAUCGAUACUGAGCCGAUCGACAGUCACGAUAUAACUGACGACGUGGAUGUAUCAACCGCAUCUAGUUCGAGCGACGAUGAAACACACUGCAAGAUCGAUCUACGCAAUCGCAGCGGGGUAAUAACUUGGGAGGAUGCAAGUCACCAAGAUCGGCAAACAUCAGACCUGUGCAUCGACCUAUACGUGGACACCGAAAAGCGACAAGCCGUUUUCGCCUUGCACGGCUUCUUCUUCUUCAAGAACGGUGGCUCGAAAGCGUAUCUUUCGUUGGUCAUUCAUCCAGAGAAUGUCCAGUCCGUUGACUUCUCUCGCAGCCAUCCGCCCACCAUCCCUACGGUGUCCGUCCAUUCGACAAACGAUUUUCCUAAUGAGAGCUUUGCUUCCCUGUGUGUCACCAUGACACAGCCACCCAACAUCAUGGUGCCGAAGGACCGGUGUCUUGAGCCGAAGCCUCGAUAUCAAGCUAUCUUAGAUGCCAUAGCAUCUUUGAGCUCGGUACAACGAUUCACCAUUUACCUGCCUGACCUUUCGCAAGAAAUUCAACAAGAACUGGCUUUGCUACCCUCCGUCUUCUCAUCCGCCUAUCCAUUCGGCCGGUUACGGACGGACGAGACGUGGGCGCCGCCGAUCGCAUUAUAUGAGUAUACAUUUCAGAAGGUCAUUGACUUGGUCAAGACUCCGCCUAUCUCCAACGGUGAUUCCAACCAGAAAUUGGAAGAGCUGCAAGAACUGGUCGGGGACGGAAUCGUCGCCGCCCCACCAUAUCCACAAUCAGGCUCGUCCCAACGUACGGUGCAAAGCAUCGGUCCCUCGAGUCGGAAGCGACGGGCCAGUUCUGACAUGGCUGAUAAGGACAGCCAUGCAGGCUCCAGCAUCCUGGGAUACCAAACACCAGAGACGGGGCCCCAACCACCACUCACUAUGAGUGCCAGUCUCGCAAGCCCAGUACAAUUGUCAACCCCAUGUGCCUGCAAACGCCAACGCACAACCGAACUCCUAUCUCCCGUAACCAACGCCGACAUCGUUUCCGCAUUGCGCCAACUCUCCGACCGCGUCUCACAGCUCGAAACGCGAUUUGAUCAAUUUUCCCCCCGACUCGAUUCGUUAGAAUCGCUGUUUGCUGCCCACUAUUGUCGCUACGACACAGAAGAAGCAGAUCACGUGUUCGGUACCAUCGAAGAACGCAUUGAACACGUCGAAGGCCGCAUCGACUACAACAAGUACGAGUUAGACCGCGAGCUCGAAGAGACGGUCAAGCUCGAGGCGGAGGAGCGGGUUGCGGAGGAAGUCAAACUGCAACAUGAGGAACUCCGUGAGGAGUUGGGAACGGAAUGGACUGAGGAUUUGAGGCGUGAAGUUGCUGAACAGGUUACCUCGGAGGUGGAAGAGAAGACCAAGCGCGAGGUGACGCGCGAGGUGGUGAAGGGGAUUGCGGAGGCUUUGAUGGGUGCUUAUCUGGCUAGCCAAGUGAACCAAGAUGGUAGCAGCAGCACGCCAUUCGAUGCGCUGCGUGCUACGGCCAUGCCUGGUGAGACAGCCCUCCGCGCUGCGGUGGAGGAUAUCCAGAACAAGUACAAGGAUGAGUUGGGGAAGGAGAUGACUGAGGUGCUGAAUCUCUUGGAGGAAAAUCCGCUGAAAGCUGUGACGUAUAAUGCGUGCGGGGAGGAGACGAGAAGGGAGUAUGUGAUGAAGUGGAAGGCGGCAGUUUUAGACCGGGGUGUGUUCAGACCGAUAUGGCGUUGA
Neurospora tetraspora is the source of this 1956-nucleotide messenger RNA. RefSeq lists its product as uncharacterized. The coding region runs from base 1 to 1956 and encodes 651 amino acids. The record is from RefSeq and is a predicted model, not a curated record. The transcript has 3 exons. NCBI's taxonomy places the organism in Eukaryota, Fungi, Ascomycota, Sordariomycetes, Sordariales, Sordariaceae.